ACAGCAAAACAAUUUUGGGACUCUUUGUAUUCGACGACACUAAAAAAGACAGCAAAACAAUUUUGGGACUCUUGGAAUUCUUCGGGAUUAACCGAUCUGUUGAUGUCACGUUAAAUUAUUAUGAUGAUAUUGACGCCACUACUCAACGUGUCAUUGAUGAAUACACUCUAGAUGUUACAGUAAAUGAUCUGAGGCUCAUCUCGUCUCUUAUUUCUGACUUUCGCGAUACUCCUGCCGUUCAAGCAUUAUAUUAUUUCUUGUUUGUUUUCGACGAUUUGAUGGUUUUCAGGGGAAUUGACUACAUUGAUGUUAUCAGCGGUUUGGAAAGUAGAGAAAAUAAAUUGCCACCUCGAUUAUCUGAGAUGCUAUCCAAGUUCAUGAGUCUCUGGAAGAACGAAUUUAAAGAGAAAUAUGAUUUAAUACGAACUGAAGCAAUUUUGUGGGUGUCUGCUUCUCACGCGGCCUACGUAGUCAUCCUUAUGAUGUUUAUAUUGAGAGAUAUCAACUGCACCUAUCUGGAAUACAGAACAUUGCAAACUACAUUCGAGAUGUUCGAGUUCUAUCUUAAUGAACUCGCUUCAUGUCUUCGUGAGAAGAAUGAUGGAGAGCUCUCUUCGGUAGAUCAAUUUUUCCAAACAAAUGAUUUUUCCAAAAUCGCAGAGUACUGCACAAAACAGAUCUAUGAAACGAUGAAAGAAUUCGAAGGCAAGUGCAAUAUUAUGGUAUCAUUGGAAUUUAUGAGACUAUGCAAGAAUUCUGUGUUACUUCAUCUGGCAUCGAGUAGAUAUGAAAAAUUUUUCAAUGAAAAUGUUCAAUAA
Racocetra persica is the source of this 818-nucleotide messenger RNA. The record is from the annotation of a GenBank genome assembly. Lineage: Eukaryota; Fungi; Glomeromycota; Glomeromycetes; Diversisporales; Gigasporaceae.